Molecule: messenger RNA, 3318 nt
Organism: Spathaspora passalidarum NRRL Y-27907
Lineage: Eukaryota; Fungi; Ascomycota; Pichiomycetes; Serinales; Debaryomycetaceae
Product: chaperonin-containing T-complex subunit
Exons: 1
Coding region: 51-1652 (533 amino acids)
Biological process (GO): protein folding
Cellular component (GO): chaperonin-containing T-complex
Molecular function (GO): ATP binding; ATP-dependent protein folding chaperone; ATP hydrolysis activity
Source: RefSeq, a predicted model, not a curated record
AACAUUACUUACGUUUUAGCUGUAUCAAUUAGGACAGGAAGAACUAUACAAUGGCACAAGUAGCUAGACCUGCAGUAGCUCCAUCUAAUGCUACUUUCAAAGAUAAAGAAAAACCACAAGAAGUUCGUCGUGCCAAUAUCUUGGCUGCAAGAGCUGUUUCAGACGCCAUUAGAACUUCAUUAGGUCCUAAGGGUAUGGACAAGAUGAUCAAAACCAAGACCGGUGAAAUCAUUAUUUCCAACGAUGGUGCCACCAUCUUACAACACAUGGCUGUCUUGCACCCUGCUGCUAGGAUGUUGGUCGAUGUCAGUCGAGCUCAAGAUGUUGAAGCCGGUGAUGGUACUACUUCGGUCGCUAUUUUAACUGGGGCUUUCUUGGGGGCUGCUGAUAGAUUAUUAAAUAAGGGAAUUCAUCCUACUUUAAUUGCCGAAUCCUUCCAAAGAGCCGCCCAACGAGCUUGUGAAGUUUUAUUGGAUAUGUCAUACGAAGUUAAGCUCGACGAUAGAGAACAAUUAAUUAGAGCCGCUUCUACAUCUUUAAGUUCCAAGAUCGUGUCCCAACAUUCUCAAUUGUUGGCUCCUUUAUCCGUGGAUUCUGUUUCAAAAGUCAUAAAUGAAGAAAAGAACAAUGUUGAUUUGAAUGAUAUAAGAUUAAUUAAGAAAGUUGGUGGUACCAUUGAUGACACUAAAUUAAUCAACGGUGUCGUAUUAACUCAAAAUGUCGUCAAGAACGCCAAUGGUCCAAUUAGAAUGGAAAAGGCCAAGAUUGCAUUGAUCCAAUUCCAAUUAUCACCACCAAAGCCAGACAUGGAAAAUAAUGUCGUGGUUAAUGAUUAUAGACAAAUGGAUAAAAUCUUAAAGGAAGAAAGGGCAUAUUUAUUGAACAUUUGUAAAAAGAUCAAAAAGAGCAAAUGUAAUGUUUUAUUAAUUCAAAAAUCAAUUCUUAGAGAUGCUGUCAACGACUUGGCCCUUCAUUUCUUGGCUAAAUUGAAUAUCAUGGUUAUAAAAGAUAUCGAAAGAGACGAAGUUGAAUUCUUAUCCAAGGCUCUUGGUUGUAAACCAAUUGCUGAUAUUGACAAUUUCACCGAAGACAGAUUAGGUUCUGCUGAUUUAGUAGAAGAAAUUGAAAGUUCAGGAAGUAAGAUUGUUCAAAUUACCGGUAUCACUUCUAAACUCACCAAACCAACUGUAUCAGUGAUUGUCAGAGGAGCUAACAACCUUGUGUUGGAUGAAACUGAAAGAUCAAUUCACGAUGCUUUAUGUGUCAUUAGAUGUUUAGUUAAACAAAAGGCAUUAAUUGCUGGUGGUGGUGCCCCAGAAAUUGAAGUUUCAAGAACUUUAAUGAGGGAAUCAAAUAAAUUAUCUGGGGUGGAACAAUUCGUAUACCAAGAAUUUGCCCAAGCGUUAGAAGUUAUUCCAACCACCUUAGCUGAAAAUGCUGGUUUAAACCCUAUAAAUGUUGUCACCGAUUUAAGAAACAGACACGAAAAUGGCGAAAAGGAUGCUGGUAUUUCAGUUAGAAGAUCAGGUACUUCCAACACGUAUGAUGAACAUAUCUUACAACCAGUAUUGGUAAGUACUAGUGCUAUAAGUUUGGCUAGUGAAUGUGUUAAGUCUAUUUUGAGAAUUGAUGAUAUUCAAUUUAGUAGAUAGGAUAAUAAUAUACAUAAUAUACAUCUAUACCAAUUUGACCGAUCUUGAUAAUCCCUUUUUAAUACCAGUCUUUUCUCCUUCAUAAGGACCUUUAUUAGAAUCGUAAACUUGUCUAACGGAUUUAAGUUUCUUUUGUGCCUUUUCGUAUUGCUUUCUCUUUUUAACUCUGGAAUUUCUGUAUUCCUUCUUUCUAUGUGGAGUAAGACCCUUAUUCUUAAGAAUUUGAUAAUUAAUCGCACGCUUACCGUCAUUACCGACUUCUUCUUGUAAUUCUGCCAACUUACCUUCUUUAGCAGCCUUGACUGCAGCCUCAUGAGCUGAUUUACGUGAUUCCUUCUUGCUAAUUUUGCUUUGUUUGAUAGAAUCAUAGUAAUCAUCCUCUUCACCUUGAGCAAAAUCAUCACCGGAUUCUCCUCCAGAUUCGCCAACAUCUUCUGAUUGUGCCAAUCCUCUCUUUCUUGCUUCUUCAACUAAACGUUGUUGUCUUUCAAAUAAACGUUCCUUAUAAGGAAUAUCCAUAUCUCCAGAAAAGGUUUUGUUUUGUUUAGCAACAGCUUGGUCAAUCUUGGAAGUAUAGAAACGUAAUGUCUUUUUACGACGUUUUUUAUCUUCCAAGUCGACAUCUUCAAUUUCAGCAGAUUCUGCAAAGUCGUCUGCGUUAUGUCUGGAUGCGUGUUUAAUAUUUCUUUGUUUGGUAACGUCAAUUGCCAAUCCGUUUUCUUCGACUUCUUCUUCGGCUUCUUCUUCGGCUUCCUCUUCGUCUUCAAUUUCUUCAUCUUCAUCACUGUAGUUUUCCUUAGCAUCAACAAAUUGUUCUUCAUCGUCACUUGAGAAUGAAUUGUCAGCAUGUGCAGUUUCCUUGACUUCUUCAGGUAGCUCAUUUGCUUGUCUCCACACUUCUCUGGAACUCAAUAUAGAUUCCAUAAUAGGUUCAUCCUUCAUCGAGGUAAAUUGGUCACCAGUUUUCAAAUUAUCUACAAAUAUAGCAAAGUAUGAUGUUAUAGCACCCAAAUAUGCCGAUAAAGCCACUACUUUGACUUCAAUCAAUGGAUUUUGUUCUCUUGAUAAGAACGAUUCCAACUUUGGUUUAAGCUGGUUUAAUUCUUUCAACAAAGGAGUGAACUCUGGGAAUGAAUGUUUAAGUAAAUUUUGUUGCUCCGAUGCAUCCAUCUUGUCUAUGGAAGUAUCAGUAGCAAUAUGUAAACGAGUGGUAUCUUUUUCUUCAUAUGCUUCAGCAGUCUUUUGCCAAUCUUGCAUCAUAUCUUCAUCAAUAUAAUCAUCCAUGGCCAACUCAUUCAAAUGUUUCUUUUGCUGUCUCAAGGCUUCUUCAGUCAUUUGCUUCAUGUCUUCAUCAUCACUGACUUCAUCACCACCAUAGUAACUCUUUUUCCCACCCCAGCCUUUCUCUUCGUCUGCUUCUUCUUCACCUUCUUCAAGUUCGUUGUCAUCAUCAUCAUCUUCCAUUCCUUCUUCAUCAUCUUGUUCUUCUUCAUCGCUAUCACUAUCUUCUUCUUCUACAGCCAUCACUUCUUCUUCUGAGGAUUCAUCAGAAUACUGCUGGUUUGCAUAUUCUCCAGCUUGAUCUAAGAAGAUCUUUUCUCUAUUGGCGUUGAAAGCAUCAACUUCGUCCAAGUCAACGUCUUCUUCUAUUCUUUGUCUGGCCAUU